UUGCAGUUUUUUUCAGAGAGUGAGUGCAUAUUGAGAGCCAAAACACUAAGAAGUGGUGUUUAUUAUUCUUCCGUAUUUUGUGUCAAUUUAAAUAAUGUUUUGAACGCAUCCAAUGCACACAGCAUUUGGCAUAUCAUAUGUUUUUUUCUGGGAAUUCUUGGAGGCAAUCAUUUAGUGGCAAUAAAGCAACGGUUCCAGAGUUGAUCUCAUCAUCAGUGAUGGAGAAUAAUGAAAAUGAGUCCCAAAUCGCUAACUUCUAUAAGGGUCGUAGCGUUUUCAUCACCGGUGCCACUGGUUUUAUGGGAAAAGUAUUAGUGGAAAAGUUAUUAAGAUCAUGCAGUGAAGUGAAAAACAUAUAUGUAUUGCUCAGAACUAAAAAAGGUCUGAACGCCCGUUCCCGUCUCGACGAACUACUUAAUGCUAAAAUAUUUGAGAAGAUUCGUGACGAAAACCCGAAGGCAUUAAAUAAAAUUAUUGCCAUUCAGGGAGAUAUCACUCUCAAUGGUUUAGGGAUAUCUGAAUCGGAUUUAGAUUUAUUAACAAAUGAUGUCUCAAUAGUAUUUCAUUCGGCAGCCACUGUCAAGUUUGACGAACCCUUGAAGACAUCCGUUGAGUUCAAUGUAAUCGGAACCCGAAGAUUAGUCGAAAUAUGCCAUAAAAUGCCUAAACUUGUGGCGUUAAUACAUGUGUCGACCGCUUACGCCAAUUGCAAUCGUUCAGAGAUCGAUGAACUUUUAUAUUCACCGCCUGUAUCGCCACAAAAGAUUGUGGACGCCGUCGACUGGAUGGACGACGACUCGAUCAAUGCACUGACACCUAAAUUAUUAGGAGACAGACCUAACACUUAUACGUAUACUAAGGCAUUGGCCGAAUCGUUGUUAGUUGACGAGUGCGGUAGCUUACCGGUUGCUAUUGUCAGACCAUCUAUUGUGACAGCUUCCUGGAGGGAACCACUUAGAGGAUGGGUUGAUAACAUAAACGGACCGACUGGUCUGAUUCUGGCCAGUGGUAAAGGUGUAUUACGAACAAUGUUGUUUAACUCAAAAGCGUGCGCUGACUUAAUACCAGUGGACACAGUUAUUAAUUUAAUGAUAUCAGUUGCCUGGUAUACGGCCACUCAACAGCCAAAUAGUAUUAUGGUUUACAAUUGCACCUCAGGUCAGCACAAUAAGAUUACUUGGGGUGACAUCGAGAGGAUUGCCUUUCCAUUGCUUUUACAAUAUCCGAGUACUCAAAUUUUUCGAUACCCGGGCGGAAAUUUUAAGGAAAGUCGUAUAAUUAAUGACAUUUGCUGUUUCUUUGACCACAUGGUUCCCGCUUACUUCUUUGACACACUCAUGGCAUUGACGGGACGCAAAAAAAUGAUGGUUAGAUUAUAUGAAAAGCUACAUCGAGCUACCAGUGCACUGGAAUGGUUUACUACUCGUGAAUGGAAAUUUAGUGCAAACAAUGUAUUAAUGCUUAUCGACCAGCUUAAGGGAGCAGACAAGGAGACAUUCCAUUUCGACAUCCGUGACCUCCAUUGGCCCACAUAUUGGGAAGAUUAUGUGUUGGGUUCCCGUAAAUAUAUACUUAAAGAGGACAACUCUACACUACCAAAGGCUCGAAGCAAUCUUCGACGGAUGUAUAUAAUGCACAAAUUGAUUGGAUUCUUAGUUAUUUAUGGCAUUUGGCAUCGAUUCCUGUUGCGCACACAUGUGGCCCGUCGUCUCUGGCUAUUCAUGACCUCAUUAGUGAUGAGAUUGUUUAAUAUAUUGCCCGCCAUUCUUAACAUUUAACGCUACAAAAAAAACGAUUAAUAAUUAGUAAUUUUUUUUAUAAUAAGUCACAUUUUUUUGUUUUGUUUUGAUUAGAAGUCAUUUUUUAAAAAACAAAUUAUAGAUUUAAUAAUACGUUUACCGAUACAAAAUAAUUAAUUUUUAAAAGUAUAGAGAAAAAAGUUUUAUCAUUAUAUAUAUAUAUAU
Molecule: messenger RNA, 1964 nt
Organism: Oppia nitens
Lineage: Eukaryota; Metazoa; Arthropoda; Arachnida; Sarcoptiformes; Oppiidae
Product: putative fatty acyl-CoA reductase CG5065
Exons: 9
Coding region: 138-1778 (546 amino acids)
Biological process (GO): long-chain fatty-acyl-CoA metabolic process
Cellular component (GO): peroxisome
Molecular function (GO): alcohol-forming very long-chain fatty acyl-CoA reductase (NADP+) activity
Source: RefSeq, a predicted model, not a curated record